Messenger RNA from Tetrahymena thermophila SB210, 1194 nucleotides. RefSeq names its product transmembrane protein, putative. The record is from RefSeq and is a predicted model, not a curated record. NCBI's taxonomy places the organism in Eukaryota, Ciliophora, Oligohymenophorea, Hymenostomatida, Tetrahymenidae. The transcript is spliced from 2 exons.
AUGUUCUUGAACCAAGUGUUUGAAUUUUAUUCUUGGUGGAUGGUGUAUGUUUUUUUAAAUAUGACUUAUGGUGUCUAUUUAUUAAUACCUAGCCAGAAAUUCACUAUUGGCUUUUACGACAACUAUGGAAGCUAAUUGUAUGUAGGAAAUACAAAUUUUACUCAAAAUUUUCAAUAUACUUUAAUGGAAUACUACUAUUCUAUUUAUAUGUAUACAGUAAUGUUUGAAGAUGCUUAAGAAAUGUUUAAAUGGAAUAACCUCAUGGAAUUAAAAGAAAGGUCAAGAAACUUGCAAUCAAUUGUUAAUCAAUAUGUCAACAAACAAUUUAAUAACAUGUACAAUGAAUAGAUAACUAUUAUCAUAUUAGUAGCCAUAAUUAGUGUUUUUAUGGUAUUGACUAUAAUCCCUUUAAAUUUCAUGAUAUAAAUGCAGAAAGAAAAAAUUAUGAAACUCUUAGGUUCAUUUUAACCUUAGAUACUUGAAUCUCAAAUAAAACUUAUUGAAUUGGCCAUUUUUAAAAUAGAUAAUAUCCAUACUGUCAAUGAAAUGAACAAAAGUGUGUAAGAUAAUAAUAAAUCUUAGAAAUAAAACAGGAAAUAGAUAAAACUCUUGAUGGAAUUGGCUCUUGAUGGGAGAGAAGACACUUAGAUUAACUAAAAAGGCAAGUUUAAAUAAGAAAUAAAUGAUUUCAUUCCAAAAUACAUUAAAAGAAAGCAAAAUAAAAGAAACAGAUCUAUCGCAUCUUUUAAUAGUUUACCAAAACUUAGCUUUAAAAUUAUUUUUAUGAGCGUUGUUACUAUAAUACUUUUAUUGAUUUAGCCGUUUUUAAACAUAAUUUAAAAUAAUCCAUUUCAAAGAGAGUCUAAUGCUACUUUAGAGGAUAGAAUAGCUUUAACCAAUUAGAACUAGUAAUCUAUUUUAGCAAUAUCGAACUUGACUUAAAGCCUACAUAUUCCAAGAAAUAAUGAGCAGAUAUUUGAAGGAUUUUAUAAAACCAUUCUUAAUGGAGAUAUAUGCUCUGUAAAGGAAUUAUAUCCACAAUAUUUUAACUCAAAUAUAACUCAUGCUGAUUGUAACAGAUUAUUUGGUGGAAUAUUGAACAGAGGAUUGCUUCUUUCAAUUAAAAAGGCUUUUGAUACAUUUUAAGAACUGUACGAAAUGUAUUCAAUAACAGAAUAAUUAUACAUUAUAUGA